AUGAUGUGCAAAGGCGGAAUACUUAAAGAUGAGGAGUGGAAUUUGCAAACAAACGAGAGGGCGACUAUUCUUCUUUUGGGCACUAAGAAAGAAGUACCACAACAACCAUCAGAGCCGGUCAAGUUUAUUGAAGACAUGAACGAAAUAGAAAUGGCUACAGCGUUGGAGUUACCAGCAGGUCUCACCAAUUUGGGAAAUACUUCUUAUCUUAGUGCUACUUUACAAUGCCUACAUGCUGUGCCCGAAUUGCGCAGCGCAUUGGACAGUUUCCGUGUAGACAAUGCUGAUGAUAAUUCGCUGGCUAUUACAUGGGGUUUAAAAUUUUUAUUUACACAAAUGGAACGGGGGAGCACUAUUACUCCUAUAAUUUUAUUUCAAACAUUUUACAGUGCCUUUCUACAGUUCUCGCAAACAGGUGAAAACGGCACAUACCGGCAACAGGAUGCCAAUGAGUGUUGGUCGGAACUGUUGAAAAUGUUACAACGAAAACUGCCAGCUAUAGACAAUACUGAGUCUGCUGACGCGAAGGAACAAAUUAAGAAAUACAGGGGCGCUUUUGAAGUAAAAAUGAGUUGUAGCGAGAGUCCGGAAGAGGAACCCACAGUCGGCAAAGAGAACUUUUUACAAUUAAGCUGUUUCAUUUCCCCCGAAGUUAAGUAUAUGCUUAGCGGCUUAAAAUCCAAGAUGAACGAGACUUCAGUGAAAUUUUCAGAAUCCUUAGGUCGUGAUGCCAAUUACAGCAGAUCAGUAAGUUCCGUUAUAUGAAAUCUGUGGAAAUAUUCUCAUUUUAAAUAUAUUUCCUGUAGUAUUUGAUAAGUCGCCUACUAGCUUAUUUGACUGUUCAAUUCGUUCGUUUCCAAUACAAAGGAAAGGAAGGCAUUAAUGCGAAAGUUUUGAAGGAUAUUAAAUUUCUAAUCGAUUUCGAUGCAUUUGAGUUAUGUACUCCGGGUUUACAAAAUAAACUAAGUCCAAUGCGUGGAAAAUUCAAAGAGAUGGAAGAUAACAAACAAAACCGCCAAACCGCCAAAGAUCCGCUGGCGGAGAAAGAUAAAAAGACUGUUUAAGACUGUUUAAUGACAUUUUAUAUAGUUUCGAACCGGAA
Glossina fuscipes is the source of this 1102-nucleotide messenger RNA. RefSeq names its product ubiquitin carboxyl-terminal hydrolase 14-like. Gene Ontology annotation, molecular function: cysteine-type deubiquitinase activity; proteasome binding. Bases 1 to 765 code for a protein of 254 amino acids. The transcript has 4 exons. NCBI's taxonomy places the organism in Eukaryota, Metazoa, Arthropoda, Insecta, Diptera, Glossinidae. Gene Ontology annotation, biological process: proteasome-mediated ubiquitin-dependent protein catabolic process; protein deubiquitination; regulation of proteasomal protein catabolic process. The record is from RefSeq and is a predicted model, not a curated record.